Messenger RNA from Punica granatum (pomegranate), 1702 nucleotides. The record is from RefSeq and is a predicted model, not a curated record. Lineage: Eukaryota; Viridiplantae; Streptophyta; Magnoliopsida; Myrtales; Lythraceae.
CAGGUGAACGCUGUGUCAUUGCUUCGUUGACUAGAAGAUCUUACCUUACCCCCUUCCCGUCAGAUUACAAUUUCUAGGGUUUCUUAUUUACGCCACUUCAUUCUUGUGUUGUUCGACUUCAAGAUCUGUCGAUUCAUUGACAGAAAGAAGUGCGACUGGUUAAGCAAAUCGUUAAUAUAAAGAGUCUGGCGGUCAAAGAUGGCAUAUAGGAGGAAGCAGCAACUCCCGAGGAGGCCAUUGGCAUCGGUACCUGGUGAAUCUGACUAUGAAGCUUCAACAACAGCUUCUUCUUCUUCCUCUUCUUCUUCUUCUUCUUCUUCUUCUUCCUUGGCAGCCAAAGCGAUCAGAGCAUCUUCUGCUCGCAUGGACUCUUCACUUUCCUCCGCUUACGCCGCCGCUCCUCCGUCGUCUUCUCCUUUCGAGGAUUCUAGGUCUAGUGACGCUGAUUCAAUGAAACAUUCUACCGAACCCAAGCAUGGAUUUUGGGGAGCUUUGGCUAGGAAAGCUAAAUCCAUUAUAGAGGACAAUAAUGUGUCACAUCAACAGGAGACUCCAGAGGGGGAGGUGAAUCCACAAAUGGCGGAUAAAAAUGUAGGGGACAGGCAGCAUGGUCAUUCUCAUCAAUCAUAUCGGAGUCGGCGAAGAUCGGAGAAUCCAGCCUUACAGAAAGGACUAGAUGCAAUUGCUUCCUCUCUUAAUUAUAUUGGUGGUACCAUUGGUACUGUUGUGGAGGAGGGCCUUACUAUUGUGGAGAACAGAGCAGCUGAAAUAAUUCAUGAUACAAGCAAGACCAUAAAGAAAAAGCCCAGCAGAUUUGAGGAACAUGAUCCUACAUAUGGCCAGCAUUGUCCAAUUCAACAAUCUCGAACUGAAGAUGAAAAGCAGAGUGAACAGGAAAUUCAAUUGAAGGCAUCCCGCGAUGUUGCAAUGGCCAUGGCUGCAAAAGCAAAGCUUCUUCUUCGGGAGCUGAAGACUGUCAAAGCAGAUUUGGCAUUUGCAAAGGAGCGUUGCGCGCAGCUUGAAGAAGAAAAUAAAAUGCUUCGGGAGAAUCGUGGACAGCUUGAGAGCCCCGAGGACGACGAUUUGAUACGACUUCAAUUGGAGACGCUUUUGGCAGAGAAGGCGCGAUUGGCACAUGAGAACUCGGUGUAUGCCCGGGAGAAUCGUUUUCUACGGGAGGUGGUUGAAUACCACCAACUGACCAUGCAAGAUGUCAUAUACCUGGACGAGACUUCUGAAGAGGUCAGUGAGGUUUACCCAACUAACAAGGUGUCUCUGCUAUCGAGUCGACCUGCUUCUGCUGCUCUUGCUGCAGCAGUGCCACCCUCUUCUUUCCAUAUGCCCCGUACCUCCUCCCAGCAUAGACAACAGCAGCCUACUGAUGCUCAUUCUCGUUCAUAGCCUCCAGCACAUUCUUUUACCUCCUGGUCUGCGGGGGCAGUGACUGAUACAUUCCGGUGGAUAGGAGGGUGAGCUGUAAUUAUUGUGAGCUUAUCCUGUACUGUACCUGAUGAUGCGCGGGGUGGCCUCUGUUGUAUUUCUGAUUUAUCAAUAUGCAAAUGAAGUCGGCAUUCCCUUUUUUUUUUUUUCCUCCUCCUAAAGAGGAUUAUGGCUUUGUUUGCCAUCUACAAUUUAUGGACUGCAUAUAUAGUUGUAGUACACUUUGGUGGUGCGUGUUUAUACCAGUUAAGUGUUUAAAUUA